AUGGAGCGCUAAUUGAAAUAGCAAAAUGGAAAUGUUUGGUUUUACCUUACUAUUUUCAUUAGUGUUGCGUUUGUAGGCUUACAAAUCCUCAAGCACUUUUCAAGUAAAGAUUAGCUUGCUAUGAAAGAGGCUAAAUUGAAGCAAAAACUGAAGAAACAAAUUGAAAAGCAAUAAAAGCAUAAAGAGAUGGAAGCUAAAUAAGUAAAGAAGUCAUAACCAUCUGAGGGCAUUAGAAGCAGAAAUGUGAGCACAACUGAUUCAAACAGAGGAGAUAAUGGUGGCAAAAAGGAUAAGUUAGCUACAAUGAAUGAAGAGAUUGAAAGAGUUGAAAGAGUAAUGAGAAAAAGAAACAAUUCAAAGUUGACAGCAUAGACAAGUGCACAUGAAGAGCUUGGAAUUAAUAGAUCCACUAGCAGUCGUGGAAAUGAACUAGAUUCCAGAAAAGCUAUUAAAGAUAGCAAGCAUCCAAUUACAAGAAUUUGCUUGACUGGCGGACCUUGUGCUGGUAAAACAACAGCAUUAGCCACUUUAUCAGUGGUUUUGCAACAAAUGGGCUUUAAGGUAUUAUAAGUACCUGAAGCAGCUACUAUACUUAUGAAAGGAGGAGCAUUCAUUGAAACUCCAAAAAUGACUUUAGCUAAUGCAGUUAGAUUCCAAAUUAAUCUGAUGAAAUUACAAAUGUCUUUAGAGGAUAAUUUCAUUUAGAUAGCUAUGAAUAGUGAUCAACCAACUAUCAUUCUGUGUGAUAGAGGAGUCAUGGAUGGAUCAGCUUACACCGAGGAAAAUGUGUGGCAAGCUAUCCUAGAUGAAACUGGAUGGAGUACCAUGCAGUUAAGAGAUCGUAGGUACGAGGCUGUCAUUCAUCUCGUCACCGCUGCUUAAGGAGCAGAAGAAUUUUAUACUAUGACUAAUAACCAAGCAAGAUAUGAAGAUCUUCAAGCUGCCUAGGAGCUAGACUAAAAGCUUAUUAAUGCUUGGGUAGGUCAUCCACAUUUCUCAAUUAUUCAAAAUAAUUUCUCAAGUUUCUAAUAAAAAAUUGAUAGCUGCUUGGAAACUGUGCUUAAAUUCAUUGGACUUCCAUCUCCAUCAACCUUUAUUAAAAAAUUCUUGCUGAUAGCUGAUAAGAACAACUAUGAUAUUCAAGUUCCAAGAAACGUGAAGAAGGAAUACUUUAACAUUGAGGAGACUUUCUUACUUUACACAGCAGAAGAGUAAAUCGAUAAUGUCGCUAGGAAGAUUGGUAAAAAUGACUCUUUUAUUUACUACCAUGAAACAAAGACAAUGCAAAAUAAUGAGAGAAUUGUCAGAAAGAGACAAAUUACUGCUAGGGAGUAUAUUGAAUUGUUAGAUCAAAAAGAUAAUGCUAAAAAAGUCAUUAAAAAGUUGAGACAGUGCUUUAUCUAUGAAUCAUAGUACUUUAUAGUAGACACUUUCCUUAAUCUAAAAGGAUUUUCAUUUUCAAUUAUGAGAAUUGAAACAACAAGAGAAGCAUAAUAAAUUAAAAUUCCACCAUUUGUAAAAGUGAUGAGAGAAGUCACAGAAGAAUAAAUCUAUGAAACAAGAAUGAUUGCUGAUAAGUAAUACAUGAUGCCAGAGAAAGAUAAAAAGGAGAUUGAGGAGAAAAUCAAAAACAUUAAAACUAAUUGA
Molecule: messenger RNA, 1647 nt
Organism: Stylonychia lemnae
Lineage: Eukaryota; Ciliophora; Spirotrichea; Sporadotrichida; Oxytrichidae
Source: the annotation of a GenBank genome assembly